Messenger RNA from Beta vulgaris subsp. vulgaris (sugar beet), 1796 nucleotides. Its product is annotated as protein NRT1/ PTR FAMILY 2.7. The coding region runs from base 14 to 1780 and encodes 588 amino acids. Gene Ontology annotation, biological process: transmembrane transport. The record is from RefSeq and is a predicted model, not a curated record. The transcript is spliced from 4 exons. NCBI's taxonomy places the organism in Eukaryota, Viridiplantae, Streptophyta, Magnoliopsida, Caryophyllales, Amaranthaceae. Gene Ontology annotation, cellular component: plasma membrane. Gene Ontology annotation, molecular function: transmembrane transporter activity.
UUAUAUAUUGAUCAUGUUCACUGUCCUAAUUAUGGUUCAUUUUAGUAGCAUUAAAAUGGAGCCCUCUACUAUAGCUUUAGAGUUGGUAGAGAAAAAGGAAGGCAGUCACAUGCAGUUAAAUGAAGAUACAGCGCAACACGCCAACAAUGGCAAAGGGGGGUUGCUCAGCUGCUUGCUAAUCCUCGGAACAAGUUUGGGCCUAAGUAUAGCAUCCGGAGCUUGGUAUUCCAACUUAAUCGUGUUUCUAAUCAGUGAGUUUAAUGUGAAGAACAUCCGCGCUGCUCAGAUUAAUAACAUCUUCAGUGGUUUGAUCAAUUUCUUCCCGUUCAUUGCCGCCAUCUUUGCUGAUUGUGCUUUCGGAUCCUUCUUCGUUACACUCAUUUCCUCGAUUAUCUCAUUACUUGGAGUAGUUAUGUUUACCUUCAUAGUAACAAUCAAGUCUCUCAAGCCACCUACAUGUGCUCUUACCUCGGUGUGUGUACCUCCAACAACAAUGCAGUACUCUGUUCUUUACAUAGCUUUAACCCUGGCAUCGCUUGGACUUGGAGGCACACGGUUUAUACUAGCAACUAUGGGAGCAGAUCAAUUGGACAAGCCUAAGCAACAAGCAAGUUUCUUCAAUUGGUUUGUGUGUGUGUUAUAUAUUAGUUGGAUCAUAGGAUACACCCUCUUUAUUUAUAUUCAAACUAGUGUGAGUUGGGCACUUUCAUUUGCCAUAGCCCUUGCUGCAAAUGUGGUUGCUGUUAUCCUAUUCUUGCUCGGAUCACGGAUUUAUCGAAAAUUGCCGCCACAAGGAAGCCCUUUCACUAGCAUAGCAAGGGUUUUCGUUGUAGCUUUUAGAAACAUGAAAGUAGUAAAACCAACUCAUGGAGAAGAUUGUUAUCUUCAUGAAAGCGAAGAUGCAAAAUUGACCUCUGCAGCUCCUACAAAAAGUCUUAGGUUCUUAAAUCGAGCAGCACUAAGAAAGCAAGGUGACAACCAUAUAAUGGACACCACAACAAAAUCAUGGAGCCAAUGCACAGUGGAAGAAGUAGAAGACCUAAAGAAGCUAAUCAAAAUCAUGCCAUUAUGGUCAAGUAGCAUUUUUCUAAGUGGUGCAAUUGGAGUUAUUAUCAGCUUCACUGUGCUCAUGGCACUAGUCAUGGACAGAAGAGUAGGAUCUGAUAUGAACAUCCCAGCAGGAACUUUUACAGUGGUCACCCUAAUAUUUACAGCCCUCACUUCCUCGACACUCGAUCGAAUUAUAUACCCUACAUACAAGAAGAUCACUGGCAAACGACUGACAUACAUACAAGGGAUUGGACUUGGCCAUAUUAGCAACAUUUUUGGCGCGAUAGGCUUUGCUCUGAUUGAGAGAAGACGACUCAAAUUGGUGGAGAUAUACCAUUUGACCGACCAGCCAAAUGCAAUGGCACCAUUGUCUGCAUUAUGGCUAGUAUUUCCAUUAGCAAUAAUGGGUAUUGGAGAAGGAUUCUACUUUUCACCAGAGGUAGCAUUGUAUUAUGAAGAAUUUCCAAAGUCACUAAGAAGUACAUCAACUGCAAUGAUAUCAUUACAUAUUGCGGCUGGUUAUUAUCUUAGUACAGCAUUUAUUGAUUUGGUAGGUCGAACAAGUGCUUGGCUACCAAAUGAUAUAAAUUAUGGUAGGAUUGAUAAUGCUUGUUGGGUUCUUGCAAUUCUGACAACUUUGAACUUUACUUACUUUCUUGUAUGUGCCAUAUUGUAUAAGCCUAAUAACCCCGAUUUGUCAUUAAAUAAUGGUAAUAAUAUUAAUGUCUAGUUGAGAAUUCCGCCUU